AUGCAACUAGCGUUUCUGGACUUUGAAGCCGCGUUCGACUCUCCUCACCGAGGGCGUCUUCUAAACGGUCUCCGCGCCGAUGGAGUACCAGGAAAGUUCGUUCACUUGCUGGAUGACAUGAAUCAACGAAUAACUGCUGCAGUUCGAGCACCAGCUGGAUAUACAACACCUUUGAAAAAAGGAAAGUUCCUAUUUUCAAAGCGUGCAACGAAUCAGCCUAAAACGAGCAAGGACACGAACGUUCAAAAACUGGCCUCGAAGAUAUCGUCCCGUGAAAGUCUUGCGGGGCAAAAGGCAAAGAACAAAGCUAUAGCUCCAAGAAAAGCGUCAGCUGAAUCGUUUGUUCCUUCAAAAUUGCCUACAUGGCCGAAAGUGGCGAGCGAAGCGAACACCACUGAAAGUCUGAAGUCCGGCUUUAGUCGGGCAUUCACACUGGAUAAACCAACAAAACAACAAGCAACAAAAGCAUGCUCUGCAGAAUUGGUAAGACCGCAGGAGAAAAACACCAAAGAAGGGCCAAGAUUAAAACCAUCAUUAGCUGAAUCAACGCCAAAUUCACUUGAAAAACCAUUACAAGAACGACACAAAAAGAAGUCUGCGGAAUCGACGAAAUCAUCAGAAUCCAUCAAAAAAAUCUCACAGAGACGGGUGGUACAAAAAUCAGCUGAAUCGUUGUCUGGAAAAAAUCAACAGAUAUCUCAACCACAAGAAAAAACGCCAUCUCUCAGACAACCAUUAGCCAAUGUGGCGCCACAAAAAUGGAAAAAUACCACAGUACCGUCACCGAAACCUAAGCAAAUGGCGCCAACUGUAAUAACACAUCCAGUUGCACAACAACCCAUAGUUCCGCGUCCUAGAAUACCACCGACUGCAACACAUGAUAGCGGAACACCUGCAAAAAGACCUGAGCAGCAGCAUGGGGCAGAUAGAGCGCCUGGAGCUGGAUCCAGUGAACAUGUCGCGACGCCAGAAUUCGAGAACAUGCCAGACGAUGUAAGAGAAUGUGCCCGAUUAAAGAAACAAAGCUCUUUCGAUAGAUCCGACAAUUGA
This is a messenger RNA of Necator americanus (New World hookworm), 1050 nucleotides long. RefSeq lists its product as uncharacterized. The transcript has 10 exons. NCBI's taxonomy places the organism in Eukaryota, Metazoa, Nematoda, Chromadorea, Rhabditida, Ancylostomatidae. Bases 1 to 1050 code for a protein of 349 amino acids. The record is from RefSeq and is a predicted model, not a curated record.